AAUCGAUGUAUGUGUUGAAAAUUCUGCGCGGUAGAUGGUGCUGAACAGCUAAACCGUUGGACCAACGUCCAUUGGCCGGCAAUACUUCAGAAAAAAAAAGAAAAGUAAAAAGACUCCCCUUCGGCUGCGACGUCUGCACAGAAGGAACUUCUUGUUUUAGAAAUCUCACAAGAGGAGACAAUUUCACGCCGGAACUUGUUUCAGUUCGGUAGGAGGUGUGAAGUGAUAUGGCGGCUCACGGGACGAACGGAAGGGCUCCCAAAAGGCCGAGAACUGAUCAGGAUAAUGCCCAACGAAACUGGUAUGGUGGAGGUGGAGAUCGAGGAGGUGGCUGGGAGGAGGAUGGCGGAUUCAAAAAGAAGGACUUUCCCGAGAACCACAUCUUGCUGUUCACCAUCGUGAACCCGGUCUACCCCAUUACAGUGGAUGUGCUGCACACCAUCACGCAGGCCUUUGGAGACGUCUUGAGGAUUGUUAUAUUCAAGAAACACGGCGUCCAAGCCAUGGUCGAGUUUGCCAAUGUGGAUAUGGCUAGGGCGGCCAAAGAAGGCCUGGACGGGGCCGACAUUUACUCCGGCUGCUGCACCUUGAAAAUUGAAUACGCCAAGCCCACCAGGUUGAACGUCCAUAAAAACGACUCGGAGACGUGGGAUUACACGACACCAACGCCAGGAGCAGAUUCACAAAGACAGCGACCGGCACCGUUAUUACCCGAACCGGCUGGAGGACCUCAAGGAUUCAGAGGAUCACCCGAAUAUGGACGAACAGCGGAGCGACAUGAGAACGGGUUCGGCGUCCGGCAGGGGCGUGACGGUGCCACGCCGAGGUUCGACUAUGAGGAAGGCGGUGGAGGAGCCGGUGGGCGAUUUGGAGGUGAGCCAUCACGGUCCAUUGGAGGUGGAAGACCUCCCGGCCAGAGGUUUGGCGGUCAAUCGGGGCCUCCCGUUCAGAGCCGGAGCUCGCGGGGGGUCGUCGAGCCCACCGACGGUCCCCAAGAAGGCGCCGUUCUCAUGGUCUACGGUCUCAACAUGGAAAAGAUGAACGCCGACCGGCUGUUCAAUCUCCUCUGCCUUUACGGCAACGUAUUCAAAGUCAAAUUCCUCAAGACGAAAGAGGGUUCAGCUAUGGUCCAGAUGGGCGAUGCCGCUUCGGUCGACAGAGCCAUAUUCUAUCUGAACGGCCUCGAAUUCUUCAACACGAAAAUGAACGUCAAUUAUUCCAAGCAGGCCUUUUUGGCAGACGUAUCAAUGCCGUACGACUUGCCGGACGGCACGCCUUCAUUCAAAAGUUACGUCAAUAGUAAAAACAACCGAUUUCUCAACCCGGACAUGGCGUCCAAAAACCGGCUGCAGCCACCCUGUAAAGUGCUACAUUUCUAUAAUACACCGCCCGGUCUCACCGAGGAGGACCUGCGCAAAGUCUUUGAGGAAAACGGAACGGCUUUCCCCGCCGAAGUCCGGCUUCUGCAGAACAAGAGUGAGAAAAGUUCGUCUGGUCAUUUGGAGUUUAGUACGCUGCAAGAGGCCGUCGAAGCGCUCGUUAUCUGCAAUCACAUUCCCCUUUCCGGUGCCAAUGUCAAGUGGCCCUACACGACGAAAUUGUGUUUCUCGACACCACGCCCCGGCCAAGCCGAGCAAACACAGUGAUAAACGUCAACCCACCCUCCCCCAUCUACAAGUUUAAAAAAAAAAAUCAGGAGCUUGACCAAAAUUCAUGUUUGUCGUUUUGAAAAACAAAAGAAUGACGACUAAUUUUUUUUUUUUUUUUUUGCAUACAAAUUUAGAAAAGAGUGUUUUGAUUAUAUGUGGCGUAACCACCUAACUGAAGCAGUGAAAAAAAAAAAAGAAGGCAAGAUAAUUUUUGUUACACAAAUCAUCAUGUAAAACAUAUACACGAGUCGCGACAGAUGAGAUGCACUACCUCCAAAUUCAGAAUUAAUAAGUCACACUAAACCGAAAGAGAGAGAGAGAUAAACGUUCUUUGUGUUGA
Molecule: messenger RNA, 1989 nt
Organism: Daphnia carinata
Lineage: Eukaryota; Metazoa; Arthropoda; Branchiopoda; Diplostraca; Daphniidae
Gene: sm
Product: heterogeneous nuclear ribonucleoprotein L-like
Exons: 12
Coding region: 228-1646 (472 amino acids)
Biological process (GO): mRNA processing; regulation of RNA splicing
Cellular component (GO): nucleus
Molecular function (GO): mRNA binding
Source: RefSeq, a predicted model, not a curated record